This is a messenger RNA of Dissoconium aciculare CBS 342.82, 1277 nucleotides long. RefSeq names its product S-adenosyl-L-methionine-dependent methyltransferase. The transcript has 9 exons. Lineage: Eukaryota; Fungi; Ascomycota; Dothideomycetes; Mycosphaerellales; Dissoconiaceae. The record is from RefSeq and is a predicted model, not a curated record. The coding region runs from base 127 to 1131 and encodes 334 amino acids. Gene Ontology annotation, molecular function: methyltransferase activity.
CAUUCGUCUCCCUCAAUAAUCCACUAUCGCUCCCCAUCCCCGUCGUUACCGUUGUCAUUGUCGUUGCCAUUGUUCUUCUUGACGUUGCGCAUCUGCAAAAGGAAUCACAUCUGCGUUUCCGCCAACAUGAGAGAUAACGCUUCAGGAGAUGUCCCCAUCGACGAUGACUAUGUGUCGACGGGCUACGGAACCGGAGACAAUUCCAGCUUUUUCUCCGGACGGACAAUGGCGACCACAACGAGGAAUUAUCGACAUGAGAACGGUCGAACAUAUCAUGCAUAUCGUGAUGGUGAAUACUGGCAACCUAAUGAUGAAAAGUCCAACAACCACGAAGCGUUAUUACAUCAUAUCUGUUUAAUGAGUCUCGACGACAAUCUAUAUCUUGCGCCUAUCACAGAUCCCGGUCGAAUAUUAGAUCUCGGCACCGGUACGGGCAUGUGGGCAACUGAUAUGGGUGACCGCUUCUCCGGCGACGACCCAGAACGUCCCUAUGCCGAAAUCACCGGUACCGAUCUCUCACCAAUCCAACCAGGAUCCCAACCCUCAAAUUGCACAUUCGAAGUCGACGAUUGCGCCAGUGAAUGGGUCUACCCUCCCGAUACCUUUGGCUUCAUUCACAUCCGAGGACUGUACGGCAGCAUCGCUGACUGGCCCGCUCUCUACGCCGAAGCCUUUCGCGCCUGCAAACCCGGCGGAUGGAUCGAACAGAUUGAAUGGGACAUGGCGCUACGGGAACCUUCCGGCCAACUCACCGAGCACCCGGUGUUCAAGCAGUGGACCGACGACAUCGUCCAUAUGGGCGAGAUGAUCGGAAAGACGAUGAAGACCGCCACUUUGAUGGCCGAUUGGAUCAAGGAUGCGGGAUUCGUCGACGUCGUGGAGAAGAAAUUCAAAUGGCCGCUUGGACCAUGGAGUAGUGAUCCGAAAUUGAAGGAGAUCGGACGUUGGAAUUUACUCAAUUGGGAGGAGGGUCUUGAAGGCUGGACAUUGGCACAUUAUACCAGGGUUCUCGGAUGGGACGCCGAAAGGGUCCACGAUUGGGUGCAGUUGAUCCGCAAGUCGAUGCGCGACCGCAAGACGCAUGUGUAUCACGAGAUACGAGUCGUCUACGCCCGGAAACCUUUGUCCUGAAACACCGAGUGCUUCGGAUUGAUUAUGAACAACAAACAUGCUUGGAAGGAGUGAUGAAUGACAUGUGCGGGAGAUACAAUUCCCGAUUUUCUCUGGGCGGGGUUUGUUGAUUUUUUUAUUACAAUCGCUCGCGGUGGUUAUGCGAG